AUGAUCUUUCCAACCUUCGUCGUCGGUUCUUUGAUUAGUGCUACUGCCUUGGCACUCACUUACAAUCCAGAUUUGUUGACUAGAACCGUUUAUGAUUCUGAAAAUGGUGGUUACACUUUAACUACUAGGACUCGUCUGGGAUUCUCCCUGUUCUAUGCUCUACCUUCUGUUCUGUCGGAUAAUAAUGAGAACUUUAAAACUUUGAAGGACUUUAGUGCCUACACUGAUUACAUCGUCAGCUUCAACUCCAAGUAUAGGACACAAUUGAACUCGCUCUGGUCAGCUAAUGGCUACACAUCUUACGAUGUUUUGGAGGCGGCUAGUAGUUUGGUAAGUCAAUACGCAUUGACCUCGUAUAAGUUCACAUUCGAUGCAACCGAAACAGCACCUGUCACGGACUUUGGAUCAGGAUCUGGAAUUGACGUUGGGACAUAUUCUGAAUUGGACUUUGGCUCAUAUUCAUAUUCUGCUUUGGACUUUGGCUCAUAUUCAUAUUCUGCUUUGGACUUUGGCUCAUAUUCAUAUUCUGCGAUGGACUUGGGAUCGCUAACCGCGUUUAACUACAAAUCACUUACUGCGUCAAUGUUGCAGAGUUUGGGAACCGAAAUUACUGAGUAUGGUUUCACUCUCAAUAGUGAUGGGUCUAUCGCUGCGCUUGAUACUGCUAAAACUACUAGGGGGGGAGCUAAAACGGGUACAGAUGUUUCUCAGUCGGCAGGAGAGACUGCUCCAAGCACAGGAUCCCCCGGUAGUGAUGGAGGAGCAAGUAGUCUCGCCUGUCCUUAUCUUGUCUUGGCUUUUGUUUUUGGGGGAAUUUCAUUGUUGAUGUUUUAG
Molecule: messenger RNA, 834 nt
Organism: Sungouiella intermedia
Lineage: Eukaryota; Fungi; Ascomycota; Pichiomycetes; Serinales; Metschnikowiaceae
Source: the annotation of a GenBank genome assembly